This is a messenger RNA of Coregonus clupeaformis (lake whitefish), 3301 nucleotides long. RefSeq names its product alpha-adducin. The transcript is spliced from 19 exons. Gene Ontology annotation, biological process: positive regulation of adherens junction organization; barbed-end actin filament capping; positive regulation of establishment of endothelial barrier. Gene Ontology annotation, molecular function: actin filament binding. NCBI's taxonomy places the organism in Eukaryota, Metazoa, Chordata, Actinopteri, Salmoniformes, Salmonidae. Bases 152 to 3007 code for a protein of 951 amino acids. Gene Ontology annotation, cellular component: adherens junction; cytoskeleton; plasma membrane. The record is from RefSeq and is a predicted model, not a curated record.
AGCAUCGCAGCAACUACAUGCAGAAGCAGACCCCUUUCAAAGCAGCAGGGUAGCGGAUAAAAAUAGUGAAAAUAGUAGUCUUGCUUUCUACGAGAAGGUGCUGUCUUUCCAACCGUAUUUCAACUAAACGAGGGAGCCAACAGACCCGGUGAUGAACGGUGACUCAGGUGCCGGGGUGGUGACUGCACCCCCUCCCACCACCGCCCCCCACAAGGAGCGCUACUUUGACCGUGUGGACGAGAGCAGCCCAGAGUACCAGAGGGAGAGGAACAUGGCACCAGACCUCAGACAGGACUUCAACAUGAUGGAGCAGAGGAAGAGGGUCUCCAUGAUCCUGCAGAGCCCGGCGUUCUGUGAUGAGCUGGAUACGAUGAUUCAGGACCAGCUGAAGAGGGGAAAGACUCCCACCAGCCUGUUGGCCCUGCAGCAGAUAGCUGACUUCAUGACCACCGGUAUCCCCACCAUGUACCCUGCAGCACCACAGGGAGGCAUGGCUGCACUCAACAUGACACCCCAAGGAGGCAUGACUGCCUUCAACAUGAGUCUGGGCAUGGUAACCCCAGUGAAUGACCUGCGUGGAUCUGACUCAAUCUCCUAUGAGAAGGGAGAGAAGCUGUUUCGCUGUAAGCUAGCCGCCUUCUACCGCCUGACAGACCUCUUCGGCUGGUCCCAGCUCAUCUACAACCACUUAACCGUCCGGGUGAAUUCAGAUCAGGAGAGGUUCCUGAUUGUCCCUUUUGGGCUUCUGUACAGUGAAGUCUCCGCCUCCAGUCUGGUGAAGAUUAACAUACAAGGGGAGAUGGUGGACCGAGGGAGCACCAACCUAGGGGUCAACCAGGCUGGCUUCACUCUCCACUCAGCCAUCUACGCCGCCCGGCCAGACAUCAAGUGCAUCGUACACGUUCACACACCGGCUGGAGCUGCAGUGUCGGCCAUGAAGUGUGGCCUGCUGCCCAUCUCUCCAGAGGCCCUGACACUGGGGGAGGUGGCCUACCAUGACUACCACGGCAUCGUCGUAGACGAGGAGGAGAAGGUCCUCAUACAGAAGAACCUGGGCCCAACCAGCAAGGUCCUGAUCCUGAGAAACCAUGGUCUGGUUUCUGUUGGGGAGACUGUGGAGGAAGCCUUCUACUAUAUCCACAACCUGGUCACUGCGUGUGAGAUCCAGGUGCGCACCCUAGCCAGUGCUGGAGGGCCUGAUAACCUGGUGAUGCUGGACCCUGCUAAGUACAAGGCUCGGCCGCGGUGCUCUGAGCAUGUCGAGGGCUCCACACACCCCAAGUGGCUGGUGGGGGAGCAGGAGUUUGAGGCUUACAUGAGGAUGCUGGAUAACCUGGGCUACAGGACGGGCUACCCCUACAGGUGCCCUGCCCUGAGAGACAAAGCAAAAAAGUUCAGCAGCGACGUAGAGAUCGCUCCCUCAGCCACGGGCUACUCCUAUGCCGAGGACAGUGACUCAGGCGCUCGCUCCCCUCUCAAGCACAGCUUUCAGAGGCAGCAGCGCGACAAGACCCGCUGGCUCAACUCGGGCCGGCCGGAAGAGGCCUACGAGGAAGGGCCCGACGGCGGCAGUCCCAAGUCGAAGACUAAGGUGUGGACGAGCAUUACACACGAUCACGUCAAACCCUUGCUGCAGUCUCUCUCGUCCGGUGUCUGCGUGCCAAGCUGUAUUACCAACUGCUUGUGGACGAAUGAGGAAGGAAUGCGACAGGCUGCAGUGGCCAAUCAGUUUGUCCCGCUCAACACAAACCCCAAGGAGGUGCUGGAGAUGAGGAACAAGAUCAGAGAGCAGAACCUGAAGGACAUCACGACGGCAGGGCCAGAGUCCCAGGUGCUGUGUGCUGGAAGCAUGGUGGAUCGCUCCUUUGUCCAGAGAAGUUCAGUGUGUCAGGACGCCCCUCUGUCUGACUGUACGGACACUAUUGCCGACCUCGAUCUGUCAGAGGCCAAUAGCCCUGCUAAGUCUUUUAGAAAGGGGGAGCUGGUGACAGCGUCUAAGGCCAUCAUAGAGAAGGAGUACCAGCCACGUGUCAUCAUCAACCAGAAAGGCCCCAACCCCUUCAAUAAGCAGUAUGACCAGGAGCUGGAGGAUUACCGCAAGGAGGUGGAACUCAAACAGAAAGGACCCGAUGUACAGGGUGAAGAGUCCUUCCAGCUCCCUUCAGCUGGGCCUGGGGAGGGCCUGUCCCCCUCUACCUCACCACAGAAGCCCCCACUGCCGCUAAAGCCCCUCUGUAUCCCAGAGCAGGGAGCUGGAGUCGGACUGGUCAUCCCUGGGGUCUCUGAGCCUACCCCCACAGCCUCCUCCAAGGCUGCCCCUCCCUCCUCCUCCACUCUCCCCAGCCGAGACACCCUGACUGGGUCGGGGGGCAGUCAGGGGAGCCCUGGGAUGUCUGCGGGAUCGGGGCCCGGGGGCUACGGGGAAGAGUCCCCCUCAGAGUCUCCUCACAAGGAGUUUCACUGUGCCGUGCUGAAGGCUCUCAGCACCACCAACACAGAGCUGCCUGCCCUCACUGAGGCUCCAGACUCCUCAGACGCGUUACCAGAGCCUGAGGAAGAGUUAAAGGGUCAAAGUCCGACCCGCACACCACCCAGCACCCCUGUCAGAGCAGAGGAAGCCGCUUUGCAGGUCCUGCAAAUGAACCAUUUCCUCCUAACUACAUCCCCCACCACCCACUCACCCACAGAGUCUCAGCUGGAGCACACCUAUAAGGAUGAGAGUGACCAGGCUACACUGAGACAGACCCUCCCUGACCUGACCCCAGACGACGAACCCUCCGACGCCCCAGUCCCCUCCCUCCCUGCCGAAGAUCCUGCCACUCCCGCUGCUACCGAACAGCCCACCGCUGAGGGGGAGGAGCCUGCUGAUGCUGACGGCGAACAGGACGGCGACGAAUCCCCCAGCAAAUCGCCUUCCAAGAAGAAGAAGAAGUUCCGCACUCCUUCCUUCCUCAAGAAAAACAAAAAGAAGACUGAAGAAAAGGCUGAAAAAGCAAAGGAACCCUAGAUGACUCCUCCCCUCUCACGCUUCCCCUUGAGCGAGCCACAACCCCACAACCUUUGACCCCACACGCUUAUUAUUAUUAUUUGUUUGUCUGGCUUUAUAACUCUGUGUUCACCUCCUAGUGUGUGCCAAUUUUAUAUUUAAAAAUAAUGUGCUUAUUAAGUUUUAAUAACGGUUGCUCUGUGGUGAAUGACUGUGUGCAUUCAGUCUGGUUCAGUGCAGUGUGUGGCUUCUUACGCUUGUUUAUUUAGGCCUACUACUUUUAAGUGAGCAGUAGAUUUUUAUUUCCCUUUUUUA